Molecule: messenger RNA, 1275 nt
Organism: Penicillium waksmanii
Lineage: Eukaryota; Fungi; Ascomycota; Eurotiomycetes; Eurotiales; Aspergillaceae
Product: MCT family MFS transporter
Exons: 4
Coding region: 1-1275 (424 amino acids)
Biological process (GO): transmembrane transport
Cellular component (GO): fungal-type vacuole membrane
Molecular function (GO): transmembrane transporter activity
Source: RefSeq, a predicted model, not a curated record
AUGAAGGCAAACAACUGCAGCGACUCAUCACCUCCACCAUCAGCGAGAACCAAUAACAGCCCCUCGAGCACGUCCUUGAACGAAAUGGAACAAGACUGCGAUUUAACUUUCCCAGACGGUGGCUGGCGCGCAUGGGGCGUUGUUCUUGGCUCCUGGUGUGCGAUGGUGCCGUCUUUUGGACUCAUGAAUACGAUUGGUGUGUUUGAAGCAUGGCUGGCAGACCAUCAAUUAAAAGACUAUUCGAAAGCUUCCAUAGGCUGGAUAUUUAGUCUUUAUAUAUUCUUCCUUUAUUUUGGAAGUAUCCAAGUUGGGCCUAUUUUUGACGCGCAUGGGCUAAAGCCUUUACUGAUUCCUGGGUGUGUCGGACUUGUCGCAUCAUUGAUGGUUUUCAGCGUGGCAGAAGAAUAUUAUCAAUUCAUGCUGGGGUUCAGUGUUCUUGGCGGUAUUUCAUCGUCCAUGGUUUUCACACCUAGCGUUGGUUGCAUAGCUCAUUGGUUUCUUCGACGCCGUGCUUUGGCUACGGGAGUAGCAGCGACUGCUGGAGGAAUCGGAGGUAUUAUUUUCCCUGUUCUGGUCUCCAAUCUCGCUGGGAGCCUAGGAUUCCCAUGGGCCAUUCGAAUCGUUGGCUUCAUAAGUGUUCUGUUCUGUUCUAAAGGGAAGAUUGAUAUCAAAUCUUUGAGUGAACUCCGCUUCUCAUUGUUGACGGCUGCCAUCGUUUUAAUCGAUUUUGCUCUACUGAUUCCGUUGACUUAUCUACCUUCAUAUGCUCAAUCUCGUGGCCUGGGUGAUUCUUUUGCAUACAACCUAUCACCUAUUCUGAACGCAGCGUCAAUAUUAGGACGGAUUGUCCCGGGAUAUUAUGCUGACCGAUUUGGGCGUUUUAAUGUGAUGAUCGUAACGGCAUUCGUCUGUUCGGUGAUUACUUUCGCUCUCUGGCUUCCAUCCCAGUCCAAUCGCGCCGCCAUUUUGGCGUACGCUGUGCUUUUCGGAUUUUGGAGUGGCUCUGCAAUUAGUCUCUCCCCUGUUUGCGUUGCGCAAAUUUCCAAAACCGAAGAUUUUGGAAAGCGUUAUGGUACUACCUAUUUUCUGGUCAGUCUGGGUACCCUUGUUGCUAUUCCAAUUGCUGGCGAACUUUUAAAGGUUCAGCCACCAAAUGGGGGAUUGGAUAACUAUUAUGGCUUAAUUGUCCUUUGCGGGCUGGCUUAUUUUUUUGCAUGUCUUUUUUUUAUUUUAUCUAGAGCUGUGAGCGUUGGUUGGGGAUUCAAGGUUUUUUAG